This is a messenger RNA of Mesocricetus auratus (golden hamster), 740 nucleotides long. RefSeq names its product mitochondrial ribosomal protein S24 (gene Mrps24). The record is from RefSeq and is a predicted model, not a curated record. Bases 34 to 606 code for a protein of 190 amino acids. Gene Ontology annotation, biological process: translation. Gene Ontology annotation, cellular component: mitochondrion. The transcript is spliced from 3 exons. Lineage: Eukaryota; Metazoa; Chordata; Mammalia; Rodentia; Cricetidae.
CUGCGGCUGCGCGUUGAGCCGUUCCGGUCCAAUAUGGCGUUGUCCGCGUCCGUCCGCAGCCUAGGGGUGCGGGUGAGCCGGCUGCGUGCGGGAGGGCUGGGGGUGCCGCCCGGGGUCCGCUCGCUCCCGGUCUCUCCGCAGGUGCUGGCGUGCAGCCGAGAGCUGCCUUGCGCCUGGCGCGCCCUGCACACCUCCCCGGUCUGCGCCAAGAACCGGGCGGCUCGAGUCCGUGUGGCCAAGGGGGACAAGCCGGUGAGCUACGAGGAGGCUCACGCCCCGCACCACAUCGCGCACCGGAAGGGCUGGCUGUCGCUGCAUACAGGUAACCUGGAUGGAGAAGAUCAUGCUGCAGAGAGAACACUGGAAGAUGUUUUCCUUCGAAAGUUCAUGCUGGGCACCUUUCCAGGCUGCCUGGCUGACCAGAUCGUUCUGAAGCGCCGGGCCAACCAGGUGGACAUCUGUGCCGUGGUCUUGAGGCAGCUGCCAGCACACAAAUUCUACUUUCUUGUGGGCUACAGUGAGACUCUGUUGUCACACUUCUACAAGUGUCCUGUGCGACUCCACCUGCAGACUGUGCCCUCCAAGGUCGUGUACAAGUACAUAUAAUGCUCUUUCUUCAUCAAGCGACAGCCUGCAAAGGCCGAGAGAAGAGAAAUGGAUCAAGGGGAAAUGUCUGCUCUCAGGAUGGAGGUGUCUGCUCCAAGCUGCUGUUGAAUAAAGACCCUUCUGUGUCUUCUAAA